UUUAUGCUUACGUAGACAUCUCAGAGUAGAGUACGUCGAAGGUGCAGCGUUGGCGGAGAGGAUUGCUUAUUUUAAAGCCAAACGAGCGGCGUUUUAGACGAUUUCUUGUCGUUUAGCUGUCUACUUUAAUACAACAAGAUGGUCGCAAAGCAGAGGAUACGCAUGGCCAACGAGAAGCACAGCAAAAACAUCACACAGCGGGGGAAUGUGGCCAAAUCAUCGAGAGGCGCACCGGAUGACAAGGCGGCAGUCGGGCCGUGGCUCCUGGCACUCUUUGUCUUUGUAGUGUGCGGAUCAGCCAUUUUCCAGAUCAUUCAGAGCAUCAGGAUGGGGAUGUAAGGAGGCAUAAUGGAUACUCACUCACCAUUCCUCUCCUUUUCCCGCUGUGCUGACCAGGCCGAAGGUCAACUGUGUUCUUCGUCUUAUUUAAAAUGUCCAUUGCCGUCAUUUAAAAUUCCCGUCUCUUGUGCCUUACGCAAACUGUGGAGGAAUGAAAAAUGUAAGAAAAUACUUCAGAAAUCCAAGCCAUAUCUUACAGAACAUUCCACAAUGGGCUUUUUUUUUUUUUUUUUUUUUUUUUUUUUUUUUUUUCUCCCCUCCCACCAAGUUUGCUGCUGGAUCAGAUCCCACCUUUCUGCCAGUAAUCAUACUGAAUUGUCCUUUUACAUUCUCCUUUUGUUUUCCAUAUUUCUUCGAUCUGUCAUGUCUAUACACCUUGAAAGGUUUAGUUUGGAUGGGUGCCAAAACAUGAGGUUUCAGUUUACUUGCCUUGUUACCAAUGCAAAAUAGCUAUAUACAUUAUUUGGAGCUAUGCACCUUCCAUGCAUACCUGUAUGUGUCUGUACAUUCUUUGACCUGUGUUGCUGCCUGAAGGAAAUGAAAGGUUAGUUUUUGUGUAUUGGUCAGUUGCAAAGAUAUGUAUGUUUGCUUUCCACUUGAAUGUCCUUUAACAAAUAAAAAGAAAAAGUUAAACUCGUU
Messenger RNA from Pygocentrus nattereri (red-bellied piranha), 978 nucleotides. It is a transcript of the gene serp1, whose product is annotated as stress-associated endoplasmic reticulum protein 1. Gene Ontology annotation, cellular component: endoplasmic reticulum. The record is from RefSeq and is a predicted model, not a curated record. Bases 139 to 339 code for a protein of 66 amino acids. NCBI's taxonomy places the organism in Eukaryota, Metazoa, Chordata, Actinopteri, Characiformes, Serrasalmidae. Gene Ontology annotation, biological process: endoplasmic reticulum unfolded protein response. The transcript has 3 exons.